AUGGGUAAUAUAUGCGGAGGUAAAGACUCAUCGGAUGGAGGUUCAUCAUCAUCCUCAAACAAUAAGAACAAUAACAACAAUGGAAGAAAUCCAAACAAUAGUUCCUCGGGAGGAAAUCGUUCAAAAACUCCAACUUCACCUCGAAGUAAAUCAGGAUCGAAUGCACAUCAGAAAGGAAGAAGAUUGUUGUUAGUGGGAGCAGGAGAUUCGGGAAAGAGUACGAUAUUUAAACAACUGAAGAGAAUAUAUACAAAUGGCUUCACAGACGAAGAAUUAAAGACAGCCAUUCCAUAUAUAUUAGAGAAUAUUAUCAGAAACAUGAUUCAACUAUGUCACGCCACAAAAACGUUACAAAUUUCAGUGCGAGAAGAAAAUGUCGAGAAGCGAGAUUAUUAUGCGGAGAUGACAAAGAAUCAACGAGCUCCACUGCAAGGAGCCAAAUUAUGGAAUCAAAAUAUGGCAAACGAUUUUAAAGCUUUGUGGAAUGACGAAGGUAUCAAGAAGGUUUUCACAGACCAUCGAUCUGAAUAUUUAAUUGAGGAUAGUGUAAACUAUUACUUUGAAAAACUAGAUGAAAUAGGAAAACCUGGUUGGGUACCCUCCGAUGAAGAUCUUUUGAGAACAAGAAUCAAAACGACAGGACUGGUGGAACAAACAUUCAUGUCUAAUGGAAAACCUUUUACAAUGAUUGAUGUAGGAGGUCAACGAACGGAACGAAAAAAGUGGAUUCACCAAUUCGAGAACGUCGAUGCCAUUUUGUACAUUUGCAGCUUGUCAGAGUUUGACCAAAAAUGUUACGAAGAUGAAGUGACCAAUAGAAUGAAAGAGUCACUGGAUUUAUUUGAAAGUUACAUCAACUCGACCUAUUUUGAGAGCUCUCUUGUUUAUUUAAUUUUGAAUAAGAUUGACUUGUUCACAGAUAAAAUCAAGAGAGGUGUCAGAUUAAAGGACACAUUCAAAGAUUAUACAGGCGAUCAAUACGACGAAGAGGCAGCCAAACAAUAUGUUGAAGGGUUGUACAAGCUUAAAGACAGUCAUGAUAAAUUACGAGGAGUGAUUUACUUGACGGCCUUGGACAAGGCUUCUCUAAAAGCAAAACUUGAAGAGAUUGUUGAUGAUGUUGUUAAUGCAGAGAAUGAAAUUUAA
Molecule: messenger RNA, 1146 nt
Organism: Naegleria lovaniensis
Lineage: Eukaryota; Heterolobosea; Eutetramitea; Acrasida; Naegleriidae
Exons: 4
Coding region: 1-1146 (381 amino acids)
Biological process (GO): adenylate cyclase-modulating G protein-coupled receptor signaling pathway
Cellular component (GO): heterotrimeric G-protein complex
Molecular function (GO): GTPase activity; guanyl nucleotide binding; G protein-coupled receptor binding
Source: RefSeq, a predicted model, not a curated record